This is a messenger RNA of Mytilus californianus (California mussel), 5125 nucleotides long. RefSeq lists its product as uncharacterized. The record is from RefSeq and is a predicted model, not a curated record. Gene Ontology annotation, biological process: regulation of apoptotic process. Gene Ontology annotation, molecular function: protein binding. Bases 128 to 4162 code for a protein of 1344 amino acids. The transcript has 12 exons. NCBI's taxonomy places the organism in Eukaryota, Metazoa, Mollusca, Bivalvia, Mytilida, Mytilidae.
CGCAAUAUAGAUUGUGUAUAACAGUGUAUAACAGUAACACAGCUGACUGGACAAUUGGGAUCUCUCCAAACAAAUAAAAAUAUUUUGUUUAAGGAUAUAAUUUCCUGUAUUGAUAGUAUACUGCAGAAUGUUUGUAUGGCUUUUUGUUUUGCAUCUAUUGAAUCCGGCAUCGUUGCUGCAGACAUUUGAUAUAAGAUGUCCCGAUAGUUCACAGUGGCAGUUUAAAGAAAAGGGGUUUUGCAACAGAUCUGUACCUGAUUAUUACUGUCUGCUCGACGAAAAUAGAAAUGCUCCUACUGAAUUUUGUAGAAAUGGAUCCGAAUUUUUCCGACCAGGCUACAAGUUUGUAGUAAGUGGUGCUUUGACUGGAAAACUGUGUAGCGGCGACUUCUUUCAACCAUUUAAAUUUUGGACUAAUUACAGUAGUGAGUGCGCUUUGACAAAGUCGAACUGUAGUGAAGAAGGCCAAAACAAUUUCAAUAAUGGAAAUUCAACCUCUGACAGAGCAUGUCGAUGUGACCACACAAAAGGAUACGGCUUCGUGCAUAAACCAAACAAUGACUGUUUUUGCUAUCCAGCAUAUGAAGACUGUUCCUGCUAUUUCAGGUCUUGUGGGCAUGAUUACGUUUUAACACCAGAUUACCAGUGUGUUAAAACAUCAAAUUGGACGGGAAACUAUAAAUGUUCAAAAACUGGCAAAGAAUCGACAAGGAAAACACAACAAGUAGAGGCGAAACUAUCUUCUAUGUUACAUCAUAGCUUUUGGUGUCAACAUCUGGACGCAAAGGACACAUAUCAAAGAUCAUCUCAGAAAGAAGACAUAAUGAUCUUCGUGUUUUGUGUAUACACCGCACUUGUGGCUAUGUGUUUAUCAAUAGUGUUAUCAGUAUUUCAGUUUCCAAAAUGUUUUAACGUCCAGUCAGUCGACAUGAGAAAUAAAAUAGAAAGCAAUUUAAGAGAUAGGUUCAGGAGGCGUAUAAAGGCAAAUUAUUACGAUAUCAUCACGACAAUAGACUACGACGCUAUAACUACAUAUAUGAUAAACAAAAACGUUUUACACAAAGAGGACCUACCUAUUAUAUCAGGAAAAUGCUUAAGGCGAAAGGACAAAAAUCAGGAACUUCUUCAAAAUCUAUGGAGAGGAAACAAGGCUUGGUUCGAGCAUUUUAUUCAAGCUUUACAAGUCCAUGGAUACUCAACACUUGCAAAUCAGAUCAAUGAAACACACGUUGACAAUUUUGAUAAACUUGAUGAGGAUUUGAGUGACGAUGAAGAUGGUAAUAAAAACAUCCCACAGUACAACAGAGAGCUUAACACAAGGUACAUACACGAUUGGCUCGAUGACGACAAACGUUUUAGUCCAACAACAGCUUCAACGAAUUUAGAAGAAACGAUAAAAGAAAGGAACUGCGUUCUUGUAGUUGGAGGCUCAGGGGAUGGCAAAACUUCAUUGAUUAGACACCUUGCCGUCAAAUUGUGGCUAGAGGAAGAUUACGAUAUAGUGCCUAUAGUAAUGGUACCAGUUAUAAUAAGAAAUUUCUACAAUGCGGAUAGAAAACAAGUCUUCGUAGUAGAUGAUUUUUGUGGAAGGGACACAAUUUACAAAACGUCUGUUGAUCUUUGGGUUCUACCUCAUUAUACAACACUUUUUGAGGACAUUAUCGAAUCGAAAAUGCGUUUAGAUAAAAAAGAUAUUGCUAAGAAAAACAUAAAAAUAUUAAUAGCCUGUAAUAGUGAUGUUUAUAAUGAUCCAUUAUUUAGUAUGCUUGAUUUUUAUAAACAGUACACAGUCAGCCUAUCAAAAUGGCCUUUAUCAGACAAUGAGAGAGAAAUUAUGAUAAAAAAUAAAUUGUUUCACGCUAAUAUGGUUGACAGUAUAAAAGAUUUAAGUUUUCCAUUACUUUGUAAGCUUUCGAAAGGUAAAUUAAACGAUCAAAUUCGUGUAUUCUUUGAAAGACCAAUUGAAUGGAUAACAAAAGAUAUUAACAAGAUUAAAGAACAGCAACGCGAUCAGUUCUUUCUAAUUACUCUUUUGGUCUUAUUAGAUAACCAAUUCACUGUUGAUUGGCUGGAUGCGCCAAAAUUACCUGAAAAGGUAAAACGAUCUAUAGAUGGCAUAUCUACACAUUUGUCAUUAAAUCUUCGAGAUAUAUCAGUGAAAGCCGAAUUAGAGAAAAAUCUUAAUAUUUUGGAAAAGACCUUUGUCGUUAGAAGCGACCAAACUUGCAGCUUUGUACAUGCUAAGAUAUACGAUAUCGCUGCAGUUAUAUGUGGUGAAUACUUCUUCCGUCAUUUUGUUAAAUUUGCAAGUAGUAAGUUCAUUGCAGAAAGAUAUAAACUUGAAACAAUACACAAUGAAUUAGCUGAAAAGGAAAUGCUUAUUUGCAUUACAACGGAACAUGAGACCCUGUAUUUCGAUAGACUGAUUAAUGAUUUAGAAAAUGGUGAUACUUAUAGUUUUUUUCACAAUAGACAACUGGAAGACAAAAUUUAUCGUAAAAGAUUUCUAAAACAUUGUCGAGAACAUCUCACAUUUAUUAAAAUUAAAGAUAGCAUAGCGAACUUAAAAGCCAGGCAAAAUAACAAUGCAUCCCAAAAAGAUAGAAAUAUAUCCAUCACGGACUGGAAGAAUUACGAUCAUGAUUCGUAUUAUACUGAAUUAAAAGAAAAACGCAGUCAUGAUAUCAGCAGCUUGUGUAAACCUUUAAUUGAAUCUGUAAUAGAGGGAUAUGCCGAUAUUGUUGAUUUUGCAUUGGAAGUAGGAUGUGAUAUAAACGGUACUCAUACUUUUGGCAGGUCAUCUAUUUAUAUGGCAGCGCUUUUAAAUCAUAUAGACAUAGUGAAAUUACUCAUCGAAAAAAAUGCUGAUAUAUCUGUGCGUGAUCAUAAAGGUAGAUCUGCUUUAUAUGUUUGUUGCAAAAAAGGUCAUGAACAAAUUGUUGAAGUUCUGCUUCAAACAAACCUGGACAUUUCGCAAUCCGAUGACAAAAAAAGGACACCACUGCACGCAGCAUCUAAAAAAGGACAUGAAAAUGUUGUAAAACUGUUAUUGGAUAAAGAGCAUACUGUAGACCUACUGGAUGUCGAAAAACAUACACCUUUAUUUCUGGCAUCUGGACGCGGCCAUACAGAAACAGUUAGAAAAUUGAUACAAGCAGGUUCAAGUAUAUCUACUAGAGAUAAAAAUGGAUGGACGCCACUUUUUGCUGCAUGCAAAAGUGGUAGAAAAGCAGUAGCAGAAUUACUAAUAGACAUGAAAGCCAGCGUAUCAGAAUGUGACGAUUAUGGUCGAUCACCACUGCUUAUUGCCUCAAGCAAUGGACGUGAUGAAGUCGUCAAACUGUUGAUACAAAAUAAAGCUGACAUUUCGAAAUGUGAUAAUAAGAGUCGUUCAGCACUUUAUCUUGCUUGCAAAGGUGAACACAAAAAAACAGUGAAUAUAUUAUUGCAUAAUUGUUGCUCUGUCAAUGCAUGUAAUAAAAAGGGCAAAUCACCACUUCAUGUUGCAUGCGGUAAAAGAAACGUUGAAAUUGUAAAAGUUUUGCUCAGUUACAAUCCUUCCGAUGAAGCGUUAGAAUGUCAAAAUCAAGCAGUUUCAUCUCUCAGACAUGAACAUGAAAAAGUGGAGGCAAUUAAAUCCUCGUUUGAAAAUAAACAAAAUAUUAAUACCUUUAAUGAUGAAGGAGAUUCUCCUUUGCACAUUGCUUGCAAACGUGGUGACCAAGAAAUAGCGACCAUGCUUGUGCUGAACGGUGCAGAUAUAAACCAUUCCAACUAUGUAGGUAAGCAGCCCUUACAUAUAGCUUGUAGUGAUGAUCAUUAUGAAAUAGUUGAUAUGCUAUUAACGAAAUCUGCUAUCAUUGAUGGUCGUGAUAAUGAAGGAACAACACCGCUUAUAGCUGCCUCCAAAAACGGUCGAGCUAAGAUAAUACGACUUUUGUUAGAAAAAGGCGCCGUACCCUCAACUUUCGACAGGAAAAAGAGGUCACCAUUGCAUUUUGCUUGUAUCAAAGGAUUUGAGGAAAUCGUACAGACUCUUCUCGAUAAAGCACCCUUAUUAAUUUCAGAGAAGGACAGUGCAGGGAAAACAGCACUCGAUUUUGCAAUCGAAAACGGACAUUCUAAUGUUGUGCAAUUUUUGAGUAAAUUAGAAAAUAUUUAAUAUUUAGACAGUACCUGUUUUAAUGUUAUAGCAGUUUUAGUGACUUGUGAAAAACUAACAUGACAUGAAAUAUCAUUGAUAUCUUAUUUGUUGUAAAUUUACUGUUAAGGAAACUUUGAGAUCGAUCGAAAUACUGAGUCUUUUCUCCUUUAGGCAGAAAUGGCCUUAACCAGAUGUGGUAGAACCUUUUGGAAUAUUUAGUUUACACUGCUCUUUAACUUCCUAGUUGAUUUUGCCGUCCGACUCUUUGAUUCGAACGCCUCUGAUCAGUGUUGUACCAACGAAACGCAAGCCUGGUGUACCAAAUUAUAAUCAUAGUAACUUUGAUGAGUUUUUUUCAUAAACAGUCAGUACGAAAUGAAAAUUAAUGCAACAUCAUCUUAGUACAAAACAUUGUUUUAAAUUUAUUUUUCGUGUGUGUCCUAUUCACCAAUAAAUAAGACUUAUUACUGUUCAAAGAACGUGGAAUAGCAGAAGCGAAUCCAUGGAAUCAAGUCAAUUCUGUAUAAAAUAUUAGAUGAUGUUUGUAUGUCAUUUUUGAAAAUUCAUAUAUAAAUUGCAAUAUUUAAAAGGUUGAAACAUUUUGAGGAAAUAAUAAAAAACAAUUGAAAAUGGCAAAUUGACAAACUAUCAUUUAAAGCAUUUUAUCAUAUGUUGUAUUAUUUCCGUUUGUUUAUCGAGGUCUAGCCUUUCAGUGUACAUAAUUGAUACGAAUGCCUGAACUAUUAGAAAAUGAGAGUUUUAUGUCAGUCCAAUAACUAUUACCAUGUUGAUUUACAUACUAAUAUUUCAUUUAACGCUGGAUAUUUGUUUUUGUGCUGGAAUUUGUAGCAAAGCAUACAGGUAUUAUAGUUAAUUCAAUGGUACAUCAACGCACGUCUAUGAGUAAGAAGACACACAUUUUUUUAAUUUUCAUUAUUUUAGUUGACAUGGUUGAUACAUAUUUUCCAGGAUAAAUGAUAG